Messenger RNA from Sphaeramia orbicularis (orbiculate cardinalfish), 4337 nucleotides. RefSeq names its product fem-1 homolog c (gene fem1c). Gene Ontology annotation, molecular function: protein binding. The transcript is spliced from 6 exons. Lineage: Eukaryota; Metazoa; Chordata; Actinopteri; Kurtiformes; Apogonidae. Bases 815 to 2671 code for a protein of 618 amino acids. The record is from RefSeq and is a predicted model, not a curated record.
UCGUGAUCAUCCGGUCGAGCCGUGGGUGGACAGCCUGCCCGAGGUACCUUCCCCUUCGUUGAGAUUAUUGUUGUGCUACUACAUGGACGAAAUUCAUGCCCUUCUUGGGGUAGCGUCUCUUCUUUGGUUCUCAACGCGUACGUAAAAGAAAAACGACACGGUUUUUUGUCAUAUUCGCCGCCUGUUUAUCUGAACCACAGACGGAACGUCGUUUUCCCAGGCUAAGCUAACAGCAGCAGCCCAACGGGUGGGGGUGGAUUCCUGUAUUUCGGCCCUUGGAAAGAGAAUAUAAAUAUCGUCCCGGGGGAUGUCUUGAAACUAUGACAAGCGCAGGAGUUAAAUCUGAUGGAGGAGAGCUUGUUGGAGGAGACGACAUGUCAGUGGAUGAGUAUCGCUAGACCGAUCAAUAAGGAGGUGUAAAGUAGUUACGCUACGCGGAGCUUGUUGGUUAGCGAAAUCGAUCAAGGAAGUUGACUAGCCGCCUAGCUAACUCGGCGACAGAUGCACUACUGGACAAAGGGUCGCCUCAAACCUCUGACUUUUAAUUCAGUUUUAAGAUUUUCAUAUAGAUAGGAGGUUGCUGACGACAAAAAUUUUCCGUCUUAAUAUUCAAAGUCGCGACUUGCUGUGCGCUUUAAACCAAAAGGUGAACUAGGUUAGCUUGUUCCCCAUUAGCAACUCAGUCAGCUUGUUGUAAACAAAGGGUCUCAGACUCCACCUGGGUACAGCAGCACUACACCUCUAGUUAACCCCAGCAGACUGUGUCCUGGGCACCACUGUCUUUUUUAUUUAUUGGUGAUAAGAGCUUCCGGAGAUGGAUUUAAAGACGGCAGUAUUCAAUGCAGCCAGGGACGGAAAGCUCCGGCUGCUUCAGAAACUAUUAGAAAACAAAGAUGGACCCGAGGUGAUCAAAUUGAUGGGCGAGAAGACAAACGGGGCCACCCCGCUCCUGAUGGCCGCCAGAUACGGACAUCUGGACCUGGUGGAGUACCUGCUGGAGUGCUGCAGUGCCCCCGUGGAGAUCGGUGGGUCAGUGAACUUUGACGGGGAGACAAUCGAGGGAGCGCCCCCUCUGUGGGCCGCGUCCGCCGCCGGUCACCUGAAGGUGGUCCAGUCCCUGCUGGGCCACGGGGCCUCUGUCAACAGCACGACCCUCACAAACUCUACACCUCUGAGGGCGGCAUGUUUCGACGGUCACCUGGACAUUGUGAAAUACUUGGUGGAGCACAAAGCUGACUUGGAGGUGGCCAACAGACACGGCCACACAUGUCUCAUGAUCUCCUGCUACAAGGGGCACAAGGAGAUCGCGCAAUACCUGCUGGAGAAAGGUGCAGAUGUCAACAGGAAAAGUGUCAAAGGCAACACGGCGCUCCAUGACUGUGCAGAGUCGGGCAGUCUGGAGAUUAUGCGGAUGUUGUUGAUGUAUGGAGCAUCCAUGGAGCAGGACGGCUAUGGCAUGACACCGCUGCUUUCUGCCAGUGUAACGGGACACACAAACAUUGUAGACUACCUGACGACGCACCAGCAGACAAGCCACAAGGAACGAAUUGAUGCUCUAGAACUCCUCGGAGCCACAUUUGUGGAUAAGAAAAGAGAUUUGCUCGGGGCUUUAAAAUACUGGAAGAGAGCCAUGGAUCUCAGGUACAUGGACAGUAACAACAUUGUCCAUAAACCAGAACCUAAGCAGCUGAUCAUGGCAUACGACUACGCAAGGGAGGUAACAAAUGGAGAAGAGCUUGACGGGCUGAUAUCUGACCCAGAUGAGAUGCGCAUGCAAGCCCUGCUAAUCCGCGAGAGAAUUCUCGGCCCGCAGCAUCCAGACACAUCGUACUACAUACGUUACAGAGGGGCAGUUUACGCAGACUCUGGGAACUUUGAGCGCUGCAUCAAUCUAUGGAAGUACGCUUUGGACAUGCAGCAGAGCAACUUGGACCCUCUGAGCCCCAUGACGGCCUCCAGUCUGCUGUCAUUCGCAGAGCUGUUCUCCUUCAUGCUCCAGGACAGGGCUAAAGGGCUGCUGGGGACGUCUGUGUCAUUUGAGGACUUGAUGGGGAUCCUGUCCAAGAGCGUGUUGGAGAUCGAGCGAGCGGUGAAACAAAGUGGGCCGAUGCCGCCGGAUCCUGCCCAGCUCAGCAAAGCUUUGUCAAUCAUCCUGCACCUCAUUUGUCUGUUGGAGAAGGUGCCAUGUACUGCAGAGCAGGACCAUUUCAAGAAGGAAACAAUAUAUAGAUUCCUAAAGCUUCAGCCAUGCGGUAAAAAUGGCUACAGUCCACUACACCUGGCAGUCGACCGCAACACUACCUGUGUAGGCCGCUACCCUGUCUGCAAGUUCCCCUCCCUUACAGUUGCUUCCAUUCUUCUGGAGUGUGGGGCUGAUGUUAACAGCAGAGACGAAGAUGACAACAGCCCGCUUCACAUUGCAGCAUCCAAUGGCCAUCCUGACAUCAUGAACCUGCUCAUAUCCUGUGGGACUCACUUUGAUAGCACCAAUGCCUUCCAGCAGACAGCCUGCGACCUCCUGGAUGAGAAGGAGCUGGCCAGGAAUGUCAUUCAGCCCAUAAACCACACUACGCUGCAGUGCCUAGCCGCCAGGGCCAUCGUCAAACACAGCCUUGACUAUCGGGGAAACAUCCCCGAAAAACUCGAGGCCUUCGUCCUGCUCCACAGAUAAUAAUUUGAAAAUUUGAGAGCAGGAGGAACAUAAAGACGAGAAGGGGGAUGGGUGUGAUGGCACUAGAGUGGGCUGAGGAGUGUAAUGCCUGACCUGUAAGGUGUGUUGGAGGCUGAAAAGGACAGCAAAUUGAAACCGUUUGGAGAGUGUGGACUUGAAGAUUUCUGUGCACAAAAAGCCCUCAUUCAAACAGUAUGGAUUAAAAAAUACUUGGAAUAAAUGGAGGAACCAGUGACCCUUUUCUUUCAAUCUAACAGAGCCACACUUCAAACUGCUCACAGACCUGUCUGUGGGAAUGUAUUAGGAUUGGACAGCAACAUGGACUAUCAGAUGUGAUGAACUGAGCAAUGGGUUUAUGUAUUUUUGCUUUAGAAAAUUAGAUUUUUUUGCGUAUUCCUCAAUGCUAUUUAUUGAAUGAAACUUGAGAGAUUUUUCUCCAUGCUGGCCUCAACUUUGCCUGCUUCUCUCUUCUCAAAGCAAAGAUUGAGGCUUUAUACAAAUGCUGGGACUUCAGGUCAUUUGUCCCAUCACUGUUGCCAACAGUCAUGGACCCUUUCUCAGUCAUCUGUUUUUUGUAUUUUUCAAAUUAUUUAGUUACAUUAUUGUCAUGCAAAUCUGGAUAUCUGCCAAGUGGUGUGGAUUCUAGCACAUAAACUCAUUUUUGGUUCCAAUUUAGUGUUUAACAGAGCUUUAUGAGAAGGGUUUAAUGUCUGCAAACACCAUAAGUGCUUUAUUCUUCCUAUGCACAGGCUAGGCUGUUGGAAAGAGAGACUGUUGUAUUCUGUGCCGGCACUUGUCUGUGCAAUAUAUCUCUCAUGAGUUUUUGUGUUUACCUCAUUGCUGCCGUUUCCUUCAGUAUCCCCCUUGUUCACUCAAGGAGUGGAUUCAAAACCAUUGUACUGAUUGUUGUUUGAAAGGUGAAUGAAACUGAGUGAUUUUUGCGUGAGUGAGAGUGAGUGUAAGUGCCACAGGGUGUGUUUCUUGUAUGCAAAUGUUUUGAGCUUUCGAUAACUGCGGACAAGAGUUGGGUGAAGUGGCACUCAUGGAGAUUCCAUAAUGCACAUGACUGCCACUAAAAACCCACAGCGGCCAAACUGUCUUCAACCGCUGGAGUGUGCAGGCUUGUACACAGAAGUGACCUCUUACAGUUCAUACAUGGUCGACUUUUAAAUGCCAUUUUGUUCUUUAAUGAUUUCGAUCAAAAUAUAAGCCUGGGAAGGUUACAGCAUCGGGCCACUGUGCAUGUUCAGCCACAUAUAAACCAACCAAUCACUGCAGAAAACCUUUCAUAAGAACUCCUACACUCCAAACUAGACUACGGCUAUGACAGUUCUGCUUAUUUUGUACAAGUGUCAUCCAGUUGUAUGACAACCCAGAGGGAGGAUGCCUCACUAUACAGAGUAAAAUAAGGCUUUGUGAACUCUUAUUUGCACAUUAGCUUUAGAUGUGUGGGUUGGAAAAAAGGGCUUUUCAUCAUUGGUAGGAUUUCAUGUUGCAGUCUAUUUAACCUGACAGUUGAAAACCAGACAUAGAAAAUGUAUGACAACUCCCAGGGCAACUUGAUUUGAAUCUGCACUUUACUACAGCGGAGUUUAAGAUUUGAUAUGGCAUUAAUCAAGUUCAUGUCUUAAUAACCAGUUUGACAAUAAACCCAUGUUGCACUUGU